UUUUACUUUUAACGCCUUCCGGGUUUCAGUCCGUCCAUUCUCACUCCAUCGAAAUUGAGGUCACACAGAAGAACUGAAGAGUGACAAAAAUGGCAAAGUCGUCGGCGACCAAAGACGCCCAAGCUCUUUUCCAUUCUCUCCGUUCUGCUUAUGCCGCAACUCCGACGAAUCUCAAGAUCAUUGAUCUAUAUGUCAUCUUUGCGAUCUCUACUGCCUUAAUUCAGGUGGUAUACAUGGCUAUUGUUGGAUCAUUUCCAUUCAACUCUUUUCUCUCUGGGGUGCUUUCCUGUAUUGGCACAGCAGUCCUUGCUGUUUGUCUUCGGAUCCAAGUAAACAAAGAAAACAAGGAAUUCAAGGAUUUGCCUCCGGAACGUGCUUUUGCAGAUUUUGUUCUCUGCAAUUUAGUGCUCCAUUUGGUGAUCAUGAACUUUCUUGGCUAGAUUGAGGCACCAAAUCUCAAAAAUGUCACUCUUACAAAUCUUGGUGAUUUUUAUGUAAGAAUAAUAUAGAGUCAAUCGUAAAGGAUUUUGUUAGGUCCUCAGAAAUAUUAAGUUUCCCAUACAUGAAACUAUUAACAUUCAUGAAUCUUAUAUGAGUAUGAGUAAGUAGACAAUCUUUGGCCCUUCUGAAUUCUAUAGCCCAAAAAGGAGCCAAACUUUUUCGGUAUCAAAUUAUUUUGCCUUUUUCUUUCCAA
This is a messenger RNA of Solanum stenotomum, 694 nucleotides long. Its product is annotated as dolichyl-diphosphooligosaccharide--protein glycosyltransferase subunit DAD1. The record is from RefSeq and is a predicted model, not a curated record. The transcript has 5 exons. NCBI's taxonomy places the organism in Eukaryota, Viridiplantae, Streptophyta, Magnoliopsida, Solanales, Solanaceae. Gene Ontology annotation, biological process: protein N-linked glycosylation. Gene Ontology annotation, cellular component: oligosaccharyltransferase complex; membrane. Bases 90 to 440 code for a protein of 116 amino acids.